Messenger RNA from Pediculus humanus corporis (human body louse), 1029 nucleotides. RefSeq names its product AN1-type zinc finger protein, putative. The record is from RefSeq and is a predicted model, not a curated record. Bases 1 to 1029 code for a protein of 342 amino acids. Gene Ontology annotation, cellular component: cytoplasm; anaphase-promoting complex. The transcript has 3 exons. Lineage: Eukaryota; Metazoa; Arthropoda; Insecta; Psocodea; Pediculidae. Gene Ontology annotation, molecular function: zinc ion binding.
AUGGAAGACAGUCAAGUGAGAAUUGAUGGUCGGUUAAUAGACAUAGCAGACAAUGCAUGGAGAGAAGAAAAAUUACCAAAAGAUCUUAUAGAAGUUCCUCCAAGUGAAUUGCCGGAUCCUGAGGCCGACAACGGAGAUUCUCAUACUACAGUUAAAGAGCAAGAACAAAAGUGGGCAGACUUGGCUCUAGGAACUUUAAAAAAUUGUUCUUGGCCUCUUUGUAAAGCUUUAGAUUUUCUACCAGUCAUAUGCUCAAGUUGUAACAAAAAAUUCUGUAAAGAACAUUUUAAUUAUAAUUCACACGAUUGUAAUGCAGUAAAUAAAAAUUUUGAUAAUAAUCAGAAACCUGUUAAAUCGUUCAAAUGUUCAAAUGAAAAAUGUGAAACGUACGAUCCAGUUGAAAUGAAUUGCGUUAAAUGUAAACAACACUUUUGUCUGCAACAUAAAUUUCACAAUUGUUUCGAUGUUGUUCUAAAUGUUGAAGAAAAAAAAAAGGAAUGGAAUCAACCCAAAGAACAAUUUUCUAAAUCUCUGGUAGUUGCACAAAAAACUGUCAAUGAAAAAAUUCAAAAAGCAAUGGAUAAUCCCAAAAGGCAGGCUACAGCUAUGAAAAUUCAACUAAUGAAAUUAAAAGCGAAAGCAAUAGGAAUGGCUACAAUUCCAGCAGUGAAAAGAAUUUACUUUUUAAUUAUAUUACCUAAAAGUUUAAAUAAACCAUCGAAACCUGUUUUUGUCAGUAAAAAUUGGAGCGUUGGUAAAGUGAUCGAUUCGGCAUCCACUAUUUGUAAUGUCGUUAAUAAAAACAAUGAAUUCAACGAGCCUAAGUUGAGGCUGUUUAAAACAAACGGACAUCAAAUUUCAUCAGAUGUAAGUUCUAUUAUUUCCGAUUUGAUAGAAAAUAAUUUCAUUGUCGAUGGUGAAACAUUAAUAUUAGAAUAUGUCGAUUCUACUGAAGAUAUAUCAAAUUAUAUUCUCAACGAUUGUUCAUGUUACAGUGCAUACGAUUUCAAAAUUAAUUUUAUUAAAUGA